CCUGUGAGCCGCCGAGUGCUGGGCACCCCAGCUAUUCUAGGGGCUUCAGUCAGAGGCGCCGCCCGAGAGACCCUGGGCCGGCGCCGGGCGCAGCUGCCUGUCCGCGUUUGCCUGUCCGUCUUUGUGUCUGUCUCUGUGUCUGUCUGCUGUGCCCGAACUUGCCUCCACCUCUAAAACUAAGUCUCCCGGACACCCCGGCAUCCCGCGAACUCUCGCCCCUCUCCCAUGGCAGGCUACUUGCCCCCCAAAGGGCACGCCCCUUCACCCCCACCUCCCUACCCUGUGACCGCUGGGUACCCGGGGCCGGCGCUGCCCCCCGGGCCCGGGCCGGCACCAGUGCCCUCCCACGUACCUGCCCCUGCGCCCGGCUUCUCCCUCUUCCCCUCGCCCGGCCCCGGAGCCCCGGGGCCUGCUGCCCCGUUCUUGCCACUGCCGGGGGUGCCUUCCGGCCUCGAAUUCCUGGUGCAGAUUGAUCAGAUCUUGAUUCACCAGAAGGCUCAGCGAGUGGAAACGUUCCUCGGCUGGGAGAACUGUAACCGGUAUGAACUGCGCUCGGGGGCCGGACAGCCCCUGGGUCAGGCGGCCGAGGACAGCAACUGCUGCGCGCGUCUGUGCUGCGGUUCGCGCCGGCCCCUGCGUGUCCGCGUGGUGGACCCCGGUGACCGCGAGGUGCUCCGCCUGCUUCGGCCCCUGCACUGUGGCUGCGCGCGCUGCCCGUGCGGCCUCCAGGAGAUGGAAGUCCAGGCUCCCCCCGGCACCACCAUUGGCCACGUGCUACAGACCUGGCACCCCUUCCUCCCCAAGUUCUCCAUCCAGGAUGCGGAUCGCCGCACGGUCCUGCGCGUGGUGGGGCCCUGCUGGACCUGUGGCUGUGGCACGGACACCAACUUUGAGGUGAAGACCCCGGAUGAAUCCCGCAGCGUGGGCCGCAUCAGCAAGCAGUGGGGGGGGCUGCUCCAAGAGGCCCUCACGGAUGCAGAUGACUUUGGCCUGCAGUUCCCACUGGAUCUGGACGUGAGGGUGAAGGCGGUGCUGCUGGGAGCCACAUUCCUCAUCGACUACAUGUUCUUCGAGAAGCGAGGAGGCGCUGGGCCCUCGGCCAUCACCAGUUAG
Messenger RNA from Odobenus rosmarus divergens (Pacific walrus), 1113 nucleotides. RefSeq names its product phospholipid scramblase 3 (gene PLSCR3). Bases 226 to 1113 code for a protein of 295 amino acids. Gene Ontology annotation, molecular function: phospholipid scramblase activity. The record is from RefSeq and is a predicted model, not a curated record. Gene Ontology annotation, cellular component: plasma membrane. Lineage: Eukaryota; Metazoa; Chordata; Mammalia; Carnivora; Odobenidae. Gene Ontology annotation, biological process: plasma membrane phospholipid scrambling. The transcript is spliced from 8 exons.